Molecule: messenger RNA, 1282 nt
Organism: Ornithodoros turicata
Lineage: Eukaryota; Metazoa; Arthropoda; Arachnida; Ixodida; Argasidae
Exons: 12
Coding region: 50-964 (304 amino acids)
Source: RefSeq, a predicted model, not a curated record
GCUCCAGUUCCUCUGUGGCAGCCUGUCAACCCUAAGCCCAAGGAGUCCGAUGCCUUCAAGAUCCUCCCUGGGUCUCUUUCCCACGGCUCGCCACUCGAUAGCCUCAAAGCUCCAGUUCCUCUGUGGCAGCCUGUCAGCCCUAAGCCCAAGGAGUCCGAUGCCUUCAAGAUCCUCCCUGGGUCUCUUUCCCGCGGCUCGCUCCUCGAUAGCCUCAAAGCUCCAGUUCCUCUGUGGCAGCCUGUCAGCCCUAAGCCCAAGGAGUCCGAUGCCUUCAAGAUCCUCCCUGGGUCUCUUUCCCGCGGCUCGCUCCUCGAUAGCCUCAAAGCUCCAGCUCCUCUGUGACAGCCUGUCAGCCCUAAGCCCAAGGAGUCCGAUGCCUUCAGGCUUCUCCCUGGGUCUCUUUCCCGCGGCUCGCCCCUCGAUAGCCUCAAAGCUCCAGCUCCUCUGUGACAGCCUGUCAGUCUUAAGCCCAAGGAGUCCGAUGCCUUCAGGCUUCUUCCUGGGUAUCUUUCCCGCGCCUCGCCCCUCUAUAGCCUCAAAGCUCCAGUUCCUCUGUGACAGCCUGUCAGCCCUAAGCCCAAGGAGUCCGAUGCCUUCAGGCUUCUCCCUGGGUCUCUUUUCCACGGCUCGCCCCUCGAUAGCCUCAAAGCUCCAGCUCCUCUGUGACAGCCUGUCAGUCCUAAGCCCAAGGAGUCCGAUGCCUUCAGGCUUCUCCCUGGGUCUCUUUCCCGCGGCUCGCCCCUCGAUAGCCUCAAAGCUCCAGUUCCUCUGUGGCAGCCUGUCAGCCCUAAGCCCAAGCAGUCCGAUGCCUUCAAGAUCCUCCCUGGGUAUCUUUCCCGCGGCUCGCCCCUCGAUAGGAUCAAAGCUCCACCUGCUCUGUGACAGCCUAUCAGCUUUUAACCCAAGGAGUCCGAUGCCUUCAGGAUCCUCCCUGGGUCUCUUCCCGCGGCUCGCCCCUGGAUAGCCUCAAAGCUCCUGUUCCUCUGUGACAGCCUGUCAGCCCUAAGCCCAAGCAGUCCGAUGCCUUCAAGAUCCUCCCUGGGUCUCUUUCCCGCGGCUCGCCCCUCGAUAGUCUCAAAGCUCCAGUUCCUCUGUGACAGCCUGUCAGUCCUUAGCCCAAUGAGUCCGAUGCGUUCAAGGUCCUCCAUGGUUCUCUUUCCCGCGGGUUGCCCCUCAUUAGCCUCAAAGCUCCAGCUCCUCUGUGUCAGCCUGUCAGCCCUAAGCCCAAGAAGUCCGAUGCCUUCAGGCUUCUUCCUGGGUCUCUUUCCCGCAGCUCGGCCAU